AUAGUGGUAAGAGUAGUGGCAUUGGUGAGAGGGUGCAUGUGAGUGUUCUGAACCACUCAACUGAAACGAAAGCUACGAUGAUAAACACCGCACCCAGCUGCUCCUUCCACCGCACCACCACUCUCACAACCUCUCAUUCUCUUCCAUUCACUCCCCUUCACCAUUCAUGUCUACACCACUGCCACUUCUCCUUCGGCACACAACUUCUCCGAUUAAGCAACCUCCGCUGCCACACACUAUCGCCGUUAACCACCAAGACGCUCAAAGUGAAUUGCUCCAUCAGCGAUCCUCUGAAGGUGAUGAUAUCAGGUGCACCUGCUUCCGGCAAAGGCACGCAAUGUGAAUUAAUUUUCCAAAGGUUUGGAUUGGUGCACAUAUCAACAGGGGAUUUGCUAAGAGCAGAAGUGGCAACUGGAACUGAAAUUGGAAAUAAAGCAAAGGAGUUCAUGAACUCGGGCCAACUGGUUCCUGAUGAAAUUGUGACAGCAAUGGUGGCAGCACGAUUGUCUCUCGAAGAUGCUAAGCAAAAAGGGUGGCUUCUUGAUGGGUACCCUCGAAGUUUGGGCCAGGCCCAGAGUCUGGAGAAAAUGCAGAUACGACCUGAUGUCUAUAUAGUAUUGGAUGUUCCUGAUGAAAUUCUGAUCGACAGAUGUGUUGGUAGAAGGCUUGACCCAGUGACAGGGAAGAUAUACCAUCUAACUUUUUUUCCACCGGAGACGGAAGAGAUUAAAGCAAGGCUGGUAACUCGACCUGACGACACUGAGGAGAAGGUGAAAUCUCGCCUCAACAUAUACAAGCAAAAUGCAGAAGCCGUAUCUUCCUCCUACUCAAAUAUAAUUCAUAAGAUUGAUGGCAGCAAUUCAAAAGAAGCGGUUUUCAAAGAAAUUGAAUCUUUGCUAUCUCAAUUGCAACAGAAAAAAGUAAAGCUAGUGAAAUCUGGAGAAAAAUCAAUCCUUGAUACAAAGAAAGGACGGCCAUCUUUGAGCCAGGAUAAGUGGAGAGGGAUUCCUACUAGACUAAACAAUAUUCCCCAUUCUCGAGAAAUCAGGAAAUAUUUCUAUGAUGAUGUGUUACAAGCUACUGAGAGGGCUAUCAAUGACGGUAAAACUAGGUUGAAGGUUGACAUCAACAUUCCUGAGCUGAACCCAGAAAUGGAUGUUUAUCGAAUAGGUACCUUGAUGGAACUUGUUCGAGCUCUUGCCCUCUCUUUUGCGGAUGAUGGAAAACGGGUUAAGGUUUGUGUACAAGGGUCGAUGGGAGAUGGUGCUCUUGCUGGAAUGCCAUUGCAGCUUGCUGGAACUCGUAAGAUUUUAGAGUUCAUGGACUGGGGUGAUUAUGGAGCAAAAGGAACCUUCAUCAAUAUUGGUUCUAUAGGUGCUGCUGAGGUUGAGGAGCAAGAUGACAUGUUUAUCUUGGUGGCUCCUCAAAAUGCUGUUGGGAAUUGUAUUAUUGAUGAUCUCAGAGCCAUGACCAACGCAGCUGAACACAGACCAGUUAUUCUAGUCAAUGCUAGGCUUAAGGAUUUGCCUGGUUCUAGUGGUAUAAUGCAAACGAUGGGGAGGGACCAGAGACUCAAGUAUGCAGCAUCUUUUGAAAGUUGCUACUUCUUUCGACUUCUGUAUUAUGCAGGAACGCAGUAUCCCAUAAUGGGAGCUAUCAGGAAACUGUGGAAGAGGAUACUGUCGAUGAUCAUACCAUGGUCCAAAUCAAAAGUCACAUGGAUAGAAAAAAAGGAAGGAGGAAUACAUCGGAGAUGAAAGAGUAUGAAGCACGUGGGUGCUUAAUUCAAUGAGAGAAUUUGAAUUGUAAAUAAUGAAAGAGUUUUAGACAAUAAAGGAAUAUUCAAACAAAUUAUUGGAUAUUGCUCACUAGAUAAAGUUGUUGGGUGACAAUGUUGUAGAGGUACACAUCUAUAUCCUCAUUGGAGAAUAAAAAUAACAUGCCUAAGAUUAUUGCAAAAGUGCUACAUUCUCUGCAACCCCAACAACAGUGAAGGCUGAUGAAACAUUAUCAUGUUGUUGAAGGUACUUUGCAAGCCAAAUAAAUCAUGAUGUUUAGAAGAAUUAAAAGAAAAUCUUCCAGCAAAAUCAGGCUUCAAUCAGCACAAUAAACAAAAACAUUAAAGGCAAGGAAUAACAAAAGAAAAAAGGCUUUGAACCUUAUAAAAAUUGUAGCAAAAAAGGCCAUCCACCAUUCAGAUGUUGGAGGAGACCAGAUGCAAAAUGCUGCAAGUGAAACCAUAUGGACAUGAAGCUGCGGUUUUCCUCAACAAAAAUCACCAUGUUGAGCUUAGAUUGCUAAUCAAGAGGAGGAAGACCAAUUGUUUGUGGCCACUAGUUUCUUGAGCAAUGAAUCGAUUGAAAGUUGGUUGGUUGAUUGAUAUUGGAUGUACUAAUUACAUGACCUUUGAUAAGGCACUCUUAAGAGAUUUGAGGUCAACUAGUGUUAUCAAAGUUAGAAUUGAAAUGAUCUUAGUCAAAGGAAAGGGGAUUACUCAAGUUGUAUCGGCACAAAACUUAUUUCUAACUUUGUUAGGAGGGAUGUUCACUUUGUGGUAUGUGAAGAAUGAAAUUGGGAUGAACCAAAGAAGAUUGAUCAAGCUUUUAAAGAUUUGUACCAAAACUUUCGCUCAAGUUUAGAAGAUGAAAGUUGGUAGAAUGAGUUAGUUGAUGAUGUUCCUAUAAGAGGUACUAGAUUGUUCUUUUUUUUUUUGUGACAAAUGUAGCAUUGUUGUAUGUGAACCUGCAAACUAAGAAGUAUAACCAAAGACUUUAAUUUGGGUUAUUGUAAUGAAGGUGAAGCUCUUAAUGAUAAGGAGAAAUCAAACCUGGUUUUAGAAAGACAAGACAAGGAAGUUAUUGAAAUGAAAUGGGUAUAUAAGACUAAGCUUAAUAUUGAUGGUUAUAUUAAUGAACACAAGGAUAGACUUGUAGUGAAGGGUUAAGCUGAAGUUUUUGAUGUGGAUUACUCAAUACAUUUGCACUAGUUGUUUGAUAAGACACCAUCAACUUGUUGCUUGGUGUAGAUGCUCAACAAAAUUUGAAAGUUUGUCAACUUGAUGUCAAAUUAACAUUUUUAAAUGGAUCCUUACAAGAAGAAACUUUUGUUGGGCAACCCCAAGGUUUUGUAAAGGAAGGGGAAGACAAUAAGGUUUAUCUUCUUAAGAAGGCUCUUUACUAGUUAAAACAAGCCCUAAAAGCUUGGUACAACAUAAUUGAGAUGAACAUUUUCUUGCUGAGCUUGGGAUUUUCCAUGAGCUUGUCAGAGUCGAUGGAGCUGAUUAUCUCACUCUACAUUGUAACGUAAACAAUAAGCCUUUGGAGAAAUUUAAGAAGGAAUGAUGGUGGUGUUUAAGAUGACAAAUCUCACUUUAAUGACCUUUUUUGGGACGGAAAUCAAACAAGUAGAACAUGAAAUAUUCAUUUGUCAAAAAACAUGUGCCAAGAAAUUUUGAAGAAAUUUAAACUUGAAGAAUUAAAGAAUUGAACAUUUCUAUGAAUAAAAAGGAAAAUAUCGAACAAUGUAAAUAGACUAGACAUAUUUUAUAAGCAUGAAUGGUUGUUUGAUGUAUGUUAUGGCCACUUGACCUGAUAUCCUAAAUUAUGUAAGUAUUAUGCAUUGUGCAAGUGAAAUGUCCUGAAAGUUGCAAAGAGUGUUUUGAUAUGUCAAAGCUAAUUUGCUUCUCUAACAAUGAUUGGUGACUUGAUUGAUGAUAUGGGGACUACUUCAAGGUACUAUUUUGGCUUCGGAUUGAGUUUUUCUCAUGGAGCUCAAAAAACAAGAAAUUGUUGCUCAAUCAGCUUUAGAAGUUCAAUUUGAUGCUAUCACCCCUAUUGUCAACCUAGGAAAAACUAAGCAUUUUAACAUUAAGUUAUUUUUCUGAAGACAAGUGUUUUUACCACGCUAUUACCUAUUACCAAGUUGAAGUUCUUAAUAUAGAAUACUGGAGAUUGCAAUUCUUAAUGCAAAGAGGAGUGUUAAAUAUUUGCUUUAUGUAUUGCACAUGAUUUUAUAUUUCUGUUUCAGUUUGGUGAAAACAUAAAUUUAUAAUAGUUGGACAAUUUUUCUUACGGAGCAAGUUUGUUAGUUGGUGAUAAUUCUUAUUAAGUGGUUUAUGUUUAAUUCAACCUACAAAAACUGACUUAUAAAGUAAGGAUUACAUAUUACUUAUAAGUUAUAUGUUAUAAAUUGACCUUAUUCAUAUCAAUAAUUAUGUCUCUUAAUUUGUCAGUCUACGAUUUCCCACAAUUAUAAAUGUUAACGUUUUUUAUCCAUAGAAUAACAGAUUCCUUGUUUGCAGCUAAAUAUUUAGACGUAUUUUGCCUUUCUUCCUCUUUUUUAUUAUUUUUGUCAUAGUUCCAACAACAAUGUUGAAAGUGUAAAGCUUCGUUACCAUGAUUUGAGUGUUGAGAAAACACCUUCCCUAAUUGUAAUAUAACCAAAUUAGAUAUUUAAUUCUUUUAUAUGCUCAAAAUACAAGCACAUUUUUUAUCUUCUGCAAGUACACAAUAUGUUACUGUAAAUUAACUUCUUUUG
This is a messenger RNA of Vigna radiata var. radiata (mung bean), 4536 nucleotides long. Its product is annotated as adenylate kinase 5, chloroplastic. NCBI's taxonomy places the organism in Eukaryota, Viridiplantae, Streptophyta, Magnoliopsida, Fabales, Fabaceae. Gene Ontology annotation, molecular function: AMP kinase activity; nucleoside diphosphate kinase activity; ATP binding. The coding region runs from base 78 to 1757 and encodes 559 amino acids. The transcript has 18 exons. Gene Ontology annotation, cellular component: cytoplasm. The record is from RefSeq and is a predicted model, not a curated record. Gene Ontology annotation, biological process: nucleoside triphosphate biosynthetic process.